This is a messenger RNA of Klebsormidium nitens, 1537 nucleotides long. Lineage: Eukaryota; Viridiplantae; Streptophyta; Klebsormidiophyceae; Klebsormidiales; Klebsormidiaceae. The record is from the annotation of a GenBank genome assembly.
GACAAGUCGCCUGCUGCCACCCUCCAGAACAUCUCCCUCCCCCCCCCUUAAUCACACCAACAAAUGGAGGGGGGCGAGGCGGCCCAGAUCUCACUCGAGGCGCAGCCGUUCGAUGUCCACAUCCAUCCGGAGCUUCCGGUUGUCGCGGCGGGAAUCAUCACCGGGCAGGUUGAGAUCUUUCGCUAUGGGGACGACACACCGCCGCGCCAGCUCUUAUCAUAUCCAGCCCACACCGAUACGUGCCGUGCGCUGCGCUUCAUGGACGGCGGGCGGUUACUGCUGAGCUGUUCCGCGGACCGCUCGAUCCUGUGCACGGACGCAAUCACCGGGCAGAAGGUUGCGCGCCUCGAGAACGCGCACGCGGCCGCGAUCAACCGCAUGGAGGCGCUCUCGGAGACGACGCUCGCGACUGGGGACGACGAGGGGGCCAUCAAGCUCUGGGACACGCGCGCGCAGGACUGCACGGCGCUCUUCGACGUGCACGAAGACUUUAUUGCGGAUUUUGAACACGUGGCGGACUCGCAGCACCUGCUGGCCGCCAGCGGGGACGGGACGCUCUCUGUCUGCAACCUACGGAAAAACAAGUUAGAAGCCCGGUCCGAGAACGCCGAAGACGAGCUCCUGAGCGUGGUCACCACAAAGCAGGGGCGCAAGAUCGUGUGCGGAUCCCAGAGCGGCGUUCUGAGCCUCUACUCCUGGGGCGCGUGGAACGAUUGCAGCGACCGUUUCCCCGGCCACCCCGCUUCGGUGGACGCCCUCGUGCGGCUGGACGAAGAUACGGUCGUCACCGGGUCGAGCGACGGGCUGAUUAGGAUCGUCAGUGUUCUGCCCAAUAAGAUGCUCGGGAUCGUGGGGGAACAUGCCGAAUAUCCAAUUGAGCGGCUGGCGUUCUCUCCAGACCGCCGGACGCUCGUCAGCGCUUCUCACGACCACACUCUCAAGUUGUGGGACACGGCUUAUCUGCUCGAAGAAGACGACGAGGACGAAGCGAAGGAGGGCAGGCAACUAGAGUCGGCAGAAAAGCCAGAAGCCAUGGAAGAGGACGAAGCGGGCGGCUCCGGGCGGCCGCCGGUGAUGGUUGCGGAUAAGGGGAAGGCCAAGGUGGAUGACGUGGCGGACACGGAGAGUGACGAGGACAGUGAUGCUCCCAAGAGUCGCAAGUCCAAGCGGAAAGGCAAGCGGAAAAAGGCAGGGAAGAAGCCGAAAGGUAGCAGCUUCUUCGACGACCUUUGACGUUCGCAACUUGGGGCCCCGUUAAGGUUUCGAAGAUCGAAGGGUGGAUGUUUUUUCUUUGUGAAGCGCUAGAAAUGACGUCCUUCUGUAGACAAGGGAGCAUUCGUCCAACAACCUUUGACGGCAGUUCCGGGUCGCCAAGUCGUUGUCAUGAGCUUCGGGGGACCCUGCAAGCUUCUAGCCACUAGAAACAUGAUUUUGCGGAUUGAGGCACCACUUCGCAUGCCUUUGCAUGGACUUGGCACGACUAUGAGCAUUUUUUGCUUUUACUUCGUACCAAGCUGCAUCAGUGCAUACAUAUGAC